GACUUUAAUGUAUUAAUUUAACCAGAAAUGUCAGACACAAGUUUGGGCGCCGAAGGUCAAGAGGUCAAAGGUGUGUUUUCCAGUUUACAGGCGGAUGGAGACUGGCUGUACAUCAAAGGAGAGUAUAAGAAGGCCAUAGAGAGCUACACAAAGGCACUGACUUUAAAGCCCAAUGACAGGAGCUGCUAUGUUGGUCGAUCCAAAUGCUACUUGAAGCUGGGUCUGUCUGAAAAUGCUUUAAAAGAUGCAGAGGCUUCACUCAAAGAGGACAAGACAUUUUUUGAGGGUCUGUACCAGAAGGCAGAGACCUUGUACUACAUGGGGGAGUUUGAGUUCGCUCUGGUGUUUUACCACAGAGGGAGGAAGCUUCGUCCGCAAAUACAGGAGUUCAGGCUGGGAAUCCAAAAAGCCCAGGAGGCCAUAGAAAUCUCUGUUGGAAGUCCUUCAUCUGUAAAGCUGGAGAUUAAGGGAGACCUGUCCUUUCUCCAAAAAGAUGUUGAGGCACAACCAAUUACUGCUAUUGAACGUCUGACGAAAGAGAAGAAACAGCAGACACCAAAGAUCCCAAAGAACGAGAAGACGACCAAACAGAUGCUGGGAGCAUUUUAUAAUGAUAAGAAGUAUCUAGAGGACCUUUUAAAAAACAAAGAACUGGUAAAAGGGAAGACAAAGAACGGGGAAAGGCUUCAGGAUUCUCUCCAGGGCGGCCUCUCUUACCUGGACUCCUGCACGGAGUUAUGGAACCAGGAGAACCCAAUCGACUUACAGGGGAAGAACCAAAACCAGAACAAACCCCGUCACACUGCAGCCCCUGAACCUGCUCACUUUCUCCUGAAGGGCCUGAGUGAAAUCGAAGCAGAGUUGACGUCUGGAAAUGCAGAGGGCAGUCUUAAGAAGGCAGAAGAGGUCAUGAAAACUGUGCAGAUGUGGUCAAAGAAAGAGGUACCAAAUAAACGGGAGGUGUUGGGUACCCUGCACAGCUGUAUUGGCAACGCCCUGAUUGAACUGGGAGAUAUGAACAAAGCCCUGGACCAUCAUCAGAAGGAUCUAGAGUUGGCUAAGCAGUGUAAACUUCCAGAGGCGAUGUCAAGGGCUUUAGACAACAUCGGCCGAGUCUACGCACAGACCGCUCAGUUUACACAAGCCAUUGAGUUCUGGGAAAAGAAGAUCCCCUUGGUCCGUGGUGGUUUGGAGAAGACGUAUUUGUUCCAUGAGAUCGGCUGGUGUUACCUGGAGCUUAAUCGCCACGAAGAAGCCAGAGAAUAUGGAGUCCGUUCAGCCACUGCUGCAGAUGAAAUAGCAGAUGAGAAAUGGCAGAUCAAUUCUAAUGUUUUAGUGGCACAAUCAGAAUUGAAACUGGGAAACUAUGAAUCCUCUGUUUCCUAUUUUGAGAAAGCUUUGACUCAUGCCAAACAGCAAGACAAUGACUCCGCCAUAAAUGCCAUUCAGAAGGCUCUUGACGAAGCAAAACAAUACCUAACACAAGGAUGAUGUUUCUAGUCAAGGCCUGUGAGUCUUCACAGCACCAAUUGAGGAAAAGACCUACAGAAAACCAUG
Molecule: messenger RNA, 1557 nt
Organism: Sphaeramia orbicularis (orbiculate cardinalfish)
Lineage: Eukaryota; Metazoa; Chordata; Actinopteri; Kurtiformes; Apogonidae
Gene: odad4
Product: outer dynein arm docking complex subunit 4
Exons: 11
Coding region: 28-1491 (487 amino acids)
Cellular component (GO): cytoplasm
Molecular function (GO): protein binding
Source: RefSeq, a predicted model, not a curated record